Molecule: messenger RNA, 2088 nt
Organism: Procambarus clarkii (red swamp crayfish)
Lineage: Eukaryota; Metazoa; Arthropoda; Malacostraca; Decapoda; Cambaridae
Source: RefSeq, a predicted model, not a curated record
AUGUCCAAGUUGUUUGUUAUGUGUGAGUUGGAAAUGAAACCUACUACCGGGGACAAGAUUUGGGCCACCCAUUUAGAAAGUCUAUAUGUCACAGAUCCUACAGAACUAAUAAUCGGACUUGCAGGAUUAUUAGGGUCACUAUUAGCAGGUAAAUCAGUGACCCUCCUGGCUCCACGUAAAUCAGUGAUCCUCCUGGCUUCAGGUAAAUUAGUGACCCUCCUGGCCUCAGGUAAAUCAGUGACCCUCCUGGCCUCAGGUAAAUCAGCGACCCUCCUGGCCUCAGGUAAAUCAGCGACCCUCCUGGCCCCACGUAAAUCAGUGACCCUCCUGGCCUCAGGUAAAUCAGCGACCCUCCUGGCCUCAGGUAAAUCAGUGACCCUCCUGGCCUCAGGUAAAUCAGUGACCCUCCUGGCCUCAGGUAAAUCAGCGACCCUCCUGGCCUCAGGUAAAUCAGUGACCCUCCUGGCCUCAGGUAAAUCAGCGACCCUCCUGGCCUCAGGUAAAUCAGUGACCCUCCUGGCCUCAGGUAAAUCAGUGACCCUCCUGGCCUCAGGUAAAUCAGUGACCCUCCUGGCCUCAGGUAAAUCAGCGACCCUCCUGGCCUCAGGUAAAUCAGUGACCCUCCUGGCCUCAGGUAAAUCAGUGACCCUCCUGGCUCCACGUAAAUCAGUGACCCUCCUGGCCCCACGUAAAUCAGCGACCCUCCUGGCCUCAGGUAAAUCAGCGACCCUCCUGGCCUCAGGUAAAUCAGUGACCCUCCUGGCUCCACGUAAAUCAGUGACCCUCCUGGCCUCAGGUAAAUCAGCGACCCUCCUGGCCUCAGGUAAAUCAGUGACCCUCCUGGCUCCACGUAAAUCAGUGACCCUCCUGGCCCCACGUAAAUCAGCGACCCUCCUGGCCCCACGUAAAUCAGCGACCCUCCUAGCCCCACGUAAAUCAGCGACCCUCCUGGCCUCAGGUAAAUCAGCGACCCUCCUGGCCUCAGGUAAAUCAGCGACCCUCCUGGCCUCAGGUAAAUCAGUGACCCUCCUGGCCUCAGGUAAAUCAGUGACCCUCCUGGCCUCAGGUAAAUCAGUGACCCUCCUGGCCUCAGGUAAAUCAGCGACCCUCCUGGCCUCAGGUAAAUCAGCGACCCUCCUGGCCCCACGUAAAUCAGUGACCCUCCUAGCCCCACGUAAAUCAGCGACCCUCCUGGCCCCACGUAAAUCAGCGACCCUCCUGGCUUCAGGUAAAUCAGCGACCCUCCUGGCCUCAGGUAAAUCAGUGACCCUCCUGGCCUCAGGUAAAUCAGCGACCCUCCUGGCCUCAGGUAAAUCAGCGACCCUCCUGGCCCCACGUAAAUCAGUGACCCUCCUGGCCCCACGUAAAUCAGCGACCCUACUGGCCCCACGUAAAUCAGUGACCCUCCUGGCCCCACGUAAAUCAGCGACCCUCCUGGCCCCACGUAAAUCAGCGACCCUCCUGGCUUCAGGUAAAUCAGCGACCCUCCUGGCCUCAGGUAAAUCAGUGACCCUCCUGGCCUCAGGUAAAUCAGCGACCCUCCUGGCCUCAGGUAAAUCAGCGACCCUCCUGGCCUCAGGUAAAUCAGUGACCCUCCUGGCCUCAGGUAAAUCAGCGACCCUCCUGGCCUCAGGUAAAUCAGCGACCCUCCUGGCCCCACGUAAAUCAGUGACCCUCCUGGCCCCACGUAAAUCAGCGACCCUCCUGGCCCCACGUAAAUCAGUGACCCUCCUAACCCCACGUAAAUCAGCGACCCUCCUGGCCCCACGUAAAUCAGUGACCCUCCUGGCCCCACGUAAAUCAGUGACCCUCCUGGCUCCACGUAAAUCAGUGACCCUCCUGGCUCCACGUAAAUCAGUGACCCUCCUGGCCCCACGUAAAUCAGUGACCCUCCUGGCCCCACGUAAAUCAGUGACCCUCCUGGCCCCACGUAAAUCAGUGACCCUCCUGGCCCCACGUAAAUCAGUGACCCUCCUGGCUCCACGUAAAUCAGUGACCCUCCUGGCCUCAGGUAAAUCAGCGACCCUCCUGGCCUCAGGUAAAUCAGUGACUCUCCUGGCCUCAGGUAAAUCAAUAAAAAAUGUGUAG